Parnassius mnemosyne (clouded apollo) is the source of this 1461-nucleotide messenger RNA. Lineage: Eukaryota; Metazoa; Arthropoda; Insecta; Lepidoptera; Papilionidae. The record is from the annotation of a GenBank genome assembly.
AUGGAUGGUACCUUCGGAGCUCUUUUAAAAAAGUUCUGCUUAGAAGGAAGUGUUUUAGGACUUAAGUACUUUUAUUUGUAUCCAGAUCGGAUUUCGAGAUGCUUCUGGACGUUGACAAUGCUUUUGACUCUGUGCACUGCUUGCAUUCUAAGCUUACUGCUGUACUACCGCUUUGAUGAGAUGCCCACUCGAAUCACCAUUGAAAAUCAAUACAAGUCACUCCACAACUUGCCUUACCCCGCCAUUACCAUAUGCUCGCCCAACCAGGCCACAAUUAGCGCAAUGGAUCAUUUCAACAAAACUCUUGUAGACGGGAAUCUAACAUUAGACUUAAAAAAAGUAGUUUCACAGCUUCUGCGCUUUAAUUUUGGUACUUCACUGUUGGAAAAAAUAAACACUAAUGAGCUAAAGUAUUUACAAGAUCUUAUAGAAGCUAAUCGCUACAGUGCACUCGACGUCAUGAGUUUGUUGCCACAACGCUGUGAUCGUUUCCUGAAGCGGUGCAUUUUUCAACGAAAAAUAUACCCCUGCAACGUUCUUUUUGAUUCUAUACUAACUCAAUAUGGCAUGUGCUGUAUUUUCAAUAGCAUCUACUAUUUCAAACAAAAGAAUAGAAAUGAAAGAAAAGCUAAUUUCGUAAAGUUCAAAGCCACGAAGACGGGUUUCGAGAACUCACUGACUGUAGUAACAGAUUACGAUCCCGAAGAUGCUCUGGAAGGCACUGUACUCCUCGCCGGAUCCUCAGGAGUGAUGUUCACGGACUGGACGGAGUUCCCAGCGGACUAUGAAGCGAGCUUCGUACAUCCGAAUACAGAAUCUUUUCACCACCUAUACGGUAUCUAUACCUACUGUUCUGAAGACGUACUGCGACUUCCUGUCUCAAGCCGAAAAUGUUACUUCACCAAGGAAGUUACUCUGCCAUAUUUUAGAGAGUACCAUAACUCGGACUGCAACCUUGCGUGCUUCGUAAUGGAAGUGGAGGAUCAAUGCCACUGUACCAUGUUAUACGUGCCUCGAGUGAAUGCCCACCGCGCCUGCAAUAUCACCAGCCUAGUCUGCAUUGCGAAUGUUAAAACGCAAAUAAGCAAGUGGUACCAGAGAUGCAAAUUGUGCCUCAGAGACUGUGUGUCGAGGCGUUACAGAGCCGAUUUGAUUUUGGGAAAUCUUGAUGCAAUGGAACAUUUGCAUUUUAAUCCAUAUACUGGGAUCGUGUUCAACAGGAGCACGAGCAUCAUGCACUUCUUCUUUCCCAGAUCUGUUUACGUAACGCAGAAGCAAGAAACUGUGAUAUCCCUGAUCAGCUUAACGUCCAAUUUAGGCGGUGUGUUCGGACUCUGUCUGGGUUGCAGUUUCAUCAGCUUGAUCGAGAUGUGGUUUUACAUUUACAUGGCUAUAAAAGGUUUCAUACGGAAGCAACUCAAUAUCAGACAUGACCGUCAGCGAGUGGGUUACUUCAACUGA